Molecule: messenger RNA, 2796 nt
Organism: Eimeria necatrix
Lineage: Eukaryota; Apicomplexa; Conoidasida; Eucoccidiorida; Eimeriidae
Product: beta-adaptin-like protein, putative
Exons: 21
Coding region: 1-2796 (931 amino acids)
Biological process (GO): carbohydrate metabolic process; intracellular protein transport; vesicle-mediated transport
Cellular component (GO): membrane coat
Molecular function (GO): racemase and epimerase activity, acting on carbohydrates and derivatives
Source: RefSeq, a predicted model, not a curated record
AUGAGCAGCACACAACAAGCCCCAGGGGGCCCCCCAGGGGCCCCCAUGGGGGGCCCCCCGGGGGGCCCCCCGGGGGCCCCUGGAGAGGGUACUGGGGGGCCCCCGGGGGCCCCCGUUGUUGCUGCUGCAGGGGCCCCCGUGGGGGCCCCCCCGGGGGCCCCUGGGGCCAGCGUCCACUAUGGAGGUGCUGCAGCAAAGCAGCAGCAGCAGCAGCAGCAGCAGCAGCAGCAGCAGCAGCAGCAAGCUGGCGGCGCGAGCUCUAGUCCCCAGUUUUUCGUUGAACAGAAGCGCGGGGAGCUGCAGGAGCUGCGUUUGCUGCUGCGGCAGCUGCCGCAGCAGCAAAGCAGCAGCAGACAGCGGGAGGUUUUGAAGAAGCUGCUGGCGCAAAUGACUUUGGGAAUUGACAUUUCUUUUUUGUUUCCAGAAGUUGUUAUGUUGUCUUCAACUCGAGACAUUCUGCAGAAGAAAAUGAUUUACCUCUACCUCACCAACUACGCGGAGACAAACCCUUCUUUGGCGAUUUUGGCUGUAAACGCUUUUCAAAAAGAUGCAGCAGAUCGAGACCCUCGUUUGAGGGGUUUAGCAAUACGGAGUCUUUGUUCCCUCAGGGUGACGGAAAUGAUAGAGUAUAUGGCCCCCGCGCUGCAGCGAGGCCUCCAAGACCCUCACCCUUAUGUUCGGAGGGUUUCUGUCAUGGGUUUAAUUCGUUUGUGGCACCUCCUCAACAGCAGCAGCAGCAGCAGCAGCAGCAGCAGCAGCAGCAGCAGCAGCAGCAGCAGCAGCAGCAGCAGCGGCAGUAGCAGCAGCAGCAGCGGGGAGGAGGGGGAGGAUUUGGGCCUCUGCUGCCACGCAGGAAUUGUUUGCGCUCUUCAGAAGGCCCUCUACGACUCCGACGCCCAGGCAAUGAAUGCAAUUUACGCCUUGAAUGAAAUCGAAGCUGCAAACGGGGGAGUUGUUGUCACUAAGGAGUUAAUUAGCAGUCUUUUAAACAGGCUGAAGGACAUGACGGAGUGGGGCCAAGUGGCGGUGUUCAAUUUGUUGAUUUCUUAUUUUCCAAAAACUGCCGAAGAGAAAUUCGACUUGUUGAACAUUCUCGACCACAGACUCAAAAGUUCUUCUGCUGCUGUUGUCCUGCUAGCCAAGGGAGAGCCGCUGCUGCUGCGGCAGGCAGUGCAGCGGCUUGCUGCUCCGCUGCUGACGCUGGUCUCGACUUGCUGCUGCGAACUCGCCUACGUCGUGCUGCAGCACUUGCUGCUGCUGCUCGAAACCCCUGACGGCGAGGGUUUUCGUUUGGCUUUGGAAAAAGAAUACCAGCAAUUCUUUUGUCGACAUAGUGACCCUUCUUACGUGAAGUACACGAAGCUCAAGAUUCUCACUGCCAUCACCACUGAGGCGAGCGCCCCCGCAGUGCUGCAGGAGCUGAAGGAAAGCGCCUGCGACGCAGACGCGAAUGUCUUGUCGCUGCUGGAAUAUGAAAUCGACUUCGUGAUGGGCGCGGCCUUUGGCGUCUUCAGAGACUUGCUCAGGAAAUACAGAGAUAUGAUAGACAAGUUGGUUGACGCUGUUGAAAAAUACGGCCCGAAAGUCACCGGCGCUGACCUCGCCUCUGUCCUGUGGAUCGUCGGAGAGUUUGGCUCUGUCAUUCCAGAGGCUCCUUACAUCGUCGAAGCUGUCGCCGACAGAUUCCUCGAGGAAGAACCCACUGUCCAGCUGGAGUUGUUGUCAGCAGCCACUAAACUCUUCUUCUCCAGGCCAGGAGAAGUUCAGCCCUUCUUGGGAAAUCUGCUGCGACAGGCCCUGGGGGAACACUGCAACUUCGAUGUUCGAGAUAAGGCUCUCUUUAUUUACAGGCUUAUCAAGGCUGACGUUGACGCAGCAAAAACCGUCUUCUCGACUCCUCUGCCUCCUAUUGAUGCUGUCAAGAGGUUUUCUUUGCCGGAACUUUCGGAAGCUUUGCUGGCGGAGUUCAACACCCUUGCUGCGGUGUACAGACACCCGAGUGUUUCUUUUCUUUGUAUCUGUUGGAUCUUCCCUCCACCAGCCGGCCGCGUCUCAGCUGUGUCUCUUUUCAAAAGCUCUGGGAAGCAGCAGCAGCAGAUGCCCACGCUGGAGCAGCUCGAAGCAGCAGCGGCUGAAGCCAAUAUAUCCACUAUGGCGAGCGGGGUUUUGGAUGGCAAUGUGUUGAAGCUGUUUCUCUACGCCACAGAUGAAUCAGAGCAAGUCUCUGAGGGUUUAGGGCACUUCGUGAAGAACCUGACAUUCGGGCCUCCAGUGGUGAAGUGCCUGCGCAGCAACUUGUCUGCUGCUGUCUUCUUCGAUGUUCAUUUGAUGGCAGCAAAUCCUUUGGACUUCAUCGAGCCUUUAGCAGCAGCAGGAGCUUCCCAACUCACCUUCCACCUCGAGGCCCUCAGCAGCAGCAGCAGCAGCAGCAGCAGCAGCAGCAGCAGCAGCAGCAGCAGCGGCAGCAGCAGCAGCAGCGGCAGCGGCGAAGGCGGAGAAGCAGCAGCAGCAGCAGCAGCAGCAGCAGCAGCAGCAGCAGCAGCAAAGUUGAUUCGGGAAAAAGGAAUGAAGGCGGGGCUGGCGCUGAAGCCAGGAACUCCUGUUGCUGCUGCUGCUGCUCUCAUUCAGCAGCAGCAAAUUGACACUUUGCUGCUGAUGACUGUCGAGCCGGGACUUGGCGGACAAACUUUUCUUAAAGACCAAAUCCACAAAAUAAAAACUGCCAGACAACUCAACCCCAACCUCAACAUCCAGUUGCAGCAGCAGCUGCUGCUGCUGAAUACGGCGCUGCUGUAG